Molecule: messenger RNA, 892 nt
Organism: Cucurbitaria berberidis CBS 394.84
Lineage: Eukaryota; Fungi; Ascomycota; Dothideomycetes; Pleosporales; Cucurbitariaceae
Product: ribosomal protein L13
Exons: 5
Coding region: 18-626 (202 amino acids)
Biological process (GO): negative regulation of translation; translation
Cellular component (GO): ribosome; cytosolic large ribosomal subunit
Molecular function (GO): mRNA binding; structural constituent of ribosome
Source: RefSeq, a predicted model, not a curated record
ACACGGAUUCGAGCACCAUGUCGACCUUCGAACCCGUCAUUGUCAUCGACGGCAAGGGGCACUUGCUCGGUCGCCUCGCCAGCACCGUCGCCAAGCAGCUUCUCAACGGCCAGAAGAUCGUCGUUGUGCGAUGUGAGGCCUUGAACAUCUCGGGAGAGUUCUUCCGCGCGAAGCUGAAGUACUCGGCUUUCCUGCGCAAGCAGACCCGUUUCAACCCCACCCGCGGUGGUCCCUUCCACUUCCGCGCCCCGUCUAAGAUGUUCUGGCGUACUGUGCGCGGUAUGAUUCCCCACAAGACCGCCCGCGGUAACGCCGCUAUGGAGCGUCUGAAGACCUUCGAGGGUGUUCCCGCACCAUACGACAAGAAGAAGCGCGUCGUCGUCCCCCAGGCGCUGAGGGUAUUGAGGCUGAAGCCCGGCCGCAAGUACUGCACCGUCGGCCGUCUCGGUCACGAGUUUGGCUGGAAGUACCAGGACGUUGUUGCCCGUCUUGAGGAGCGCAGGAAGGUCAAGGGUGCCGCAUACUACGAGCGCAAGAAGGCUGCCCGAAGGCAGUUGGCUGAGGCCAAGAAGACGGCAAAGGUUGACAGCAAGAGCCAGGAGCACCUCACCUCCCUCGGAUACUAGAUAUCGACAGAUGAUGAACAGUGUCGGUGUCGGUAGCGUGGUUUGGCGUGGAAUGCAUUGGGCUCAUGGGAUCUUUCUUUCCUCUACUAUACUUCGACCAUUCGAAAGGGUGUCCAGGCUAAAAGAGCACAUCACUACCAGGUGCUCACGUGUUCAUGGGUCUCUUCGCGGUCGGUCUGCUGUGUCCUCAGGUACUCUUCCGGCUAGAAGAAAUACGAAAUGAAAAUCCCAAGGCUACAUGUACAGCAUGGUGAUGGCGUUGCUGU